UUUCAACUUCCAGGAUAGAAGCAACUAACAACCAUGGAUCCCGACAGCAGUCCCUCCGACCAACCCCCGGUAUUCAACUAUAUUCUCUCCUUCCUGCUCGUUGGUGUCGCAUGGGGCUUCACCACGCCAUUCAUCCGCCGCGCGGCGGCGGACUUCAACGCGCGACAGGAACAGCUGCGAUUACUCCAAACAGAGCUCCAGCCUGCACAAUCAACCAGCAACGAUGGCGAACCCGAUCGCAACAGCAGUGACCCCGCUGCUGACAGCGAGAGCGAGAGCGAGAGCGAGAGCGAUGAAGAUCAACCCCUACCUCCUCCUCCUCCUCCUCCACCACCAGGAGCAUCAGCUACAACCCCUCGCCCAGCCUGGAUGCACACCCGGCCAUCUUCGUCGUGGCUGAAAACAAAGAUAGUAUCGGUUUUCUGGACGGUGGUGAACUUGUUGCGGACCCCCGCUUAUUUGAUACCGCUGGUGAUUAACCUUACGGGGAGUGUUUGGUUUUUUCUCUUGGUUGGGCAGCACGAGCUUUCCCUGACAGUGCCCUUGGCGAAUUCGAGUGCGUUCCUGUUCACGGUUCUGGGUGAAUGGUAUGUGGAACGAAAGGUGAUUGCAAAGGAGACGUGGUUAGGGAUGGCGCUGGUUCUUGGAGGAGUUGCGAUCUGUGUUAGAUCAAAGGCUUGAUUGCUUGGUGUACGAAGUAUAUAGAGUAUAGAUAUACUAGGCUUAUUUUAUUUUAUUUUAUAUAUUUUUCUUAGUUAACG
Messenger RNA from Aspergillus ochraceoroseus IBT 24754, 761 nucleotides. RefSeq lists its product as uncharacterized. The record is from RefSeq and is a predicted model, not a curated record. The coding region runs from base 34 to 681 and encodes 215 amino acids. Lineage: Eukaryota; Fungi; Ascomycota; Eurotiomycetes; Eurotiales; Aspergillaceae. The transcript is spliced from 2 exons.